Molecule: messenger RNA, 1020 nt
Organism: Fusarium keratoplasticum
Lineage: Eukaryota; Fungi; Ascomycota; Sordariomycetes; Hypocreales; Nectriaceae
Exons: 1
Coding region: 1-1020 (339 amino acids)
Source: RefSeq, a predicted model, not a curated record
AUGGAGAAAAGGAGACCAACAAGUGAUCCCGACGCCGGUGGCGAUUCCCAUCACCUGGAACAUCAGGGAGCGCCUGCGCGAAACACAACACCACCACCAUAUUCAGGCCCCUCCACCUCGUUGAUCGCCUCAGCCUCAUCCCCCCCCGAGGCCGAGACAGCUCCGAAAGGCCCAACACGAUACCCUGGAUUGCCGCGUCUCGAUUAUCAUCUUUACUCGCCUCCUCUCUUCAAGCUCUCCAAUGACUUCAAGACGCUCUCAUCUCGUGCCGAAUAUCUGUCGUCCAAGCCGACCGCCUUGGUCUCACUCAUCCGCGCUCAAGCCUCGGUGCCACCCAAGCCCCAGAUCCAUGUCCGAGGCAGCCGGGGUCGCAAAGUUGACUUCGACAUCAAGCUGAACCUGAUGAGCCUACUAGUCCCAGAUGAUGAGAAGCAACGCAUCGACUACAUCCGAUGCGUGGGUGAUGGAGAGCUGGCUUACCGCGGAGGCGGGAAACCAGAUGUGCUUCCCGAGGUUGGCGAUGGCGGGCUAGAAGAAUGGUGUCGCCGCUUCGUGGAAGACACGGCUUCUGUCAAAAUGUUUGCGCUUGAUCGCGUCGUGGCCAAUCUUGACACGUCUUGGAUCGAGGGUCAGCUUCGAAGCCUAGUUGCAGCGCUCAACUACCGCGGAGUGGUAGAUGUGACGUUCGUCGUCACCCAUAGCCGCGUCAUGGUGCAGAACCCGGACAAAGUGAACCCAUUCUUCACCAGCGUGACCAGCCUAUUUUCGGGCAAAAACAAGUAUGAAGUGGUCAAAGCGGUCUGGCCCUUUGCUACCACCAAAAACGGCGAGCCAGGUCGACGAUGUGUUGUUCAGAGCGAGGAAAUCUGGUGGAGAGAAUGGAAAGACCCCAUCAAAUAUGCCAUCUCCCAGAAGCGCCAUGGCUGGGUCACUGUUGAAGAUAAACUGGAAGCGGUCAUGGAGGGUAAGGGACACGAGACGGGGACAAUCGACUGGGGGCCUGACAACAUGGCAUCAUGA